AUGAGCAUCGACUUUGGAGCGAUAUCUGCCUUGCUGCUUCUUAGCUUGAUCAGCCUCGGACUAUCUCGCGCAGAGCAUAUCAAGCAGACAACAAUCAACGUUGCAGACAUCAAGGCGGGCUGCGACCAUUUAGCAGCACGCUAUGAAACAUGGUAUGGAAACAACAAGAAGCAUGGAGCUGCCAAGAGUAGUGGAAUCUAUGGGAGUCUGAAGCUGGCUUCACCUUCUUUUCCACUUGCCGUCCAUCAGCGGGGCACAAUUCUACCGCUCAACGCUGUGGGCGGAUAUCCCAAGAUGCUUGGUCAAACCUACAACGUUCAGGUGGGCGUAGGCACGCCUGCUCAAUUCUUUAACUUGACGGCCGACACAGGCUCGAUGCUCACUUGGGCGGUGCAGGCUUCAUGCAAAAUACAAGACUGCCCUGGAGUCGGUGUCAAAAAGACGUACAACCCCGCCAAGUCGACCACGAGCAAGGAACUAGGUAGUGAUCACGAAGCAUAUGGAGAUGGCGAGAUAGAUCUGACGCUUUACACCGACAUGGUAAGCUUGGGAAACAUGACGAUAAAGACGGCUACGAUCGGAGGCGCAAACAAAACAUUUGAAAGGGACAGCAAGCUCGAACACGACGGCCUUUUUGGACUCGGACGAAGAGUAAAUGCGGCUCCAGAACCGGUGCUAGAUAGCCUGAGCAAGGAGAACAAUUCUUUCAUCCAGACCAUCGCGCUGGACUUGGGUAUCCAGGCGACAUUGGAGAUCGGCGGAUACGAUUUCGAAAAGUAUCCCAAGCUAUUACACAUCAACGUAGACAGUGACGAUGGUUGGCUGCUAUCGGACAGCAGUCUGACAGCUCCAGGCGCUGCAGCGACCGACUCCGUGGACUUGCUGGUGGAUACCGGAUCGUCGGUCUCGAUGUUACCUGCAUCACAAGUGGAUGCCAUCAUGAAUCGGACAGGUCUCAAUGUGAAGAAAACGACAACAGAACCGAUCGUGUAUUCGAUGCCGUGCGAUACCAAACUAGACAUAGACAUGAUUUUGUCGGAUGGCACAAGGAUUCCCGUCAAGGAUUCGGACAUCUUGAUGCAGAGCAAUGAUGCCACGAUGCCAGGUUGUCUGAGUCUGUUGGUUGGAACCACAAACCCUUUUCUGCCAUCCGUAGCGGGCACGCCUAUGCUCAGGAGCAUCUACACGGUGUUAAGCAGGACCGAAUCAGGUGACUGGAUAGGGCUCGCGCCGUUAUUGUAG
Mycosarcoma maydis (corn smut) is the source of this 1242-nucleotide messenger RNA. RefSeq lists its product as uncharacterized. Gene Ontology annotation, biological process: proteolysis. NCBI's taxonomy places the organism in Eukaryota, Fungi, Basidiomycota, Ustilaginomycetes, Ustilaginales. The record is from RefSeq and is a predicted model, not a curated record. The transcript has a single exon. Gene Ontology annotation, molecular function: aspartic-type endopeptidase activity. The coding region runs from base 1 to 1242 and encodes 413 amino acids.